AUGGUACAUCACCCAGAGAACUCCGCUACUCAAGAGAACUGUGACUAUGAACUCUAUGCGGUUGUGGACCGUGUGGGCAGUCUAAUAGAUGGUCAUUACACGGCUACAAUCAUGUCCCAUGAUGAUCACAACUGGUAUGUCUUUGAUGAUACUAAAGUCAGACAGGUUCUUAUUGGUCAGUGCCAUAGCCAUCAGGCACAACGGCUCACAGUUGCUAAGGCGCACUCUGACCUGACCGUGUUCCAAAAGAAGCAUGACGUCAACCCUCUCCGUGGCUCCCUCUGGUGCAGUCUUCAUCUUCAUUGCUCUCAGAAAGACGUCCUACCUCCCCGUCCCCAGUAUGCAGACAGGAGGGUGCUUGUGGUUCUUAGACCCCUUCUACAUCCUCCCCAUCGCUGUGACCGGAACAAGGUUUGCCAUUCUGGAGCUGGUGUGGAUAACCCUAACCUGAAAGCCAUGAAGACAGUGUUCAGAAUCACGCGCUUCGUCAUCCUCACCAUCAACUUCCCCACGGUGGUGUUUACGUACUGGUUGACGUCCAACUGCUUCUCCCUGGCCCAGGUGGCCCUGCUCAAACACCCACUGGUCAGGCAGAACCUGAGGAUCCCAGAGAGGAUCAAACACCCGGUCUCUGCCCUGCCCCAGAACGAAGGCUUCAUCGACACCAUCAAGAAGGGCUGGAAGAACGCUCAACUGGCCCAGCAGUUAGAGGAGAGGAGGAUGAAGAGCCACCUGGACAUCGCUUCUAAAGGUCCACUGGGGCAGACCUUCACCCACAACCCUCUACAGCUGUCAACACCUUCCAUUACAGCAACAACAACCAAGUCAGCCAAAGCAAAACAAGCGGCCCCGGCAACCGGUGGUAAGAAGAGACCACGGGAGGAGACUAAUGAUUGAAGCUGAGUGUUUGCAGGCCCAAUGAAUCAUGUGUACAUAUUUAUUGUGGGGGAUUGGUAGAGGACGUGAGGGUUUAUCGUUUAUAAAUGUAAUAUUCUAAAUAAAGAGCUAACUUCUGUUGCCUUAUAAUGUCUGUUUGCAUUAUGAUAACCUGGAUUGUUAUUUGAAAUCAUGAAAUC
Oncorhynchus mykiss (rainbow trout) is the source of this 1076-nucleotide messenger RNA. The record is from RefSeq and is a predicted model, not a curated record. NCBI's taxonomy places the organism in Eukaryota, Metazoa, Chordata, Actinopteri, Salmoniformes, Salmonidae.